Oryza sativa Japonica Group (Japanese rice) is the source of this 2055-nucleotide messenger RNA. The record is from RefSeq and is a predicted model, not a curated record. Lineage: Eukaryota; Viridiplantae; Streptophyta; Magnoliopsida; Poales; Poaceae.
AUUCUACUAGAGCUUGAGAGGACAUUCUUUCUUCUUCCCCUUCCCUACCUAGGCCAACCCUUCUCCUAUAAGUACAACCCCUCACAAGGACAUGAGUGUGCAAGCAUGGUUUAAUUGUUGUUGCCUCCUCUCAAGCUAGCUAGCUAUACUACUCCGAUCCUCUCUCGCUUAUUGAAACCUAGCUACUGCUUCACAUGUAGCGCGUGCUGCAACUCGUGUUGUGUCACUCACACACACAUCCAAGAACCAAGAUUCCGAGGUAACCAACGCUCGAUCUUUUACUUACCCUAUCUCCCGACGAUCGAUCGAUCGAUCGAUGGAGGGGAGCAGUAAUAGCCCGGAUAGGCAGUCGUCGGGCGGCAGCCCGCCGGAGGAGCGCGGCGGCGGGGGAAGCGGUGGAGGAGGAGGGCGGAGCGCCGCCGGCGAGCCGGUGCGGUCGCGGUGGACGCCCAAGCCGGAGCAGAUACUGAUCCUGGAGUCCAUCUUCAACAGCGGCAUGGUCAACCCGCCCAAGGACGAGACCGUCCGCAUCCGCAAGCUGCUCGAGAGGUUCGGCGCCGUCGGCGACGCCAACGUCUUCUACUGGUUCCAGAACCGCCGCUCGCGCUCGCGCCGCCGCCAGCGCCAGAUGCAGGCGGCCGCCGCCGCCGCCGCAGCGGCGGCCUCUUCCUCUUCCCCAUCCGCCAACACCUCUCCCGCAGCCGCGAGCGCCGCCACCGUGCAGGUGGGCCUCCCGCCCGGCGCCGUCGUCCACACCAUGGCCAUGGGUGGGAGCGCGUGCCAGUACGAGCAGCAGGCGAGCUCGUCGUCGUCGUCCGGCAGCACGGGAGGUUCGUCGCUGGGGCUGUUCGCGCACGGCGCGGGGGCCUCCGGCGCCGGCGGGUACCUGCAGGCGUCGUGCGGCGCGUCCGCGUCGGCGUCGUCGGCGCUGGCGCCCGGGCUGAUGGGGGAUGUGGUGGACAGCGGGGGAAGCGACGAUCUCUUCGCCAUCUCGAGGCAGAUGGGGUUUGUGGGGAGCCCUCGCUGCUCGCCGGCCAGCUCGCCGGCGACGCCGAGCUCCGCGGCCACCGCCGCGCAGCAGCAGUUCUACUCAUGCCAAUUACCUGCAGCGACGAUCACGGUGUUCAUCAACGGAGUCCCAAUGGAGAUGCCGAGGGGUCCAAUAGACUUGCGAGCCAUGUUCGGCCAGGAUGUGAUGCUCGUCCACUCUACUGGGGCCCUCCUCCCAGUCAACGACUAUGGAAUCCUAAUGCAGAGCCUCCAAAUCGGAGAGAGCUACUUUCUGGUCGCUAGGCCACCUUAAAAACGAGUUCUCGAUCUAUCCUUGCAGUAGAUAGUCAGAUAUAUAUCUCUACUCGAUACUCAUUGGAUCAGAUGCAUGAGCCGGCCGGGGUGCAGCUAGUUCUCAGUUAAUCAUCAAUCAAGAAUGCUGUCUUGGAUUCAAGACCUUGGAGUAUGUCUAAAUCGAUCAAUCGUCUAUCGAGAACAAGACUAUAUAUAUUAGCUAGGUACGAGAAGCAAAUUAAUGCAUGCAUUGCAGCAUAUCGAUCGGCAAAAGUACAACUACGUACUUAUAUAUAUGCCCCUUAAUUAAAAACCUAUGAAAGCGUGGGCGGUCGAGUUUGUUGUCCUUAGAAUACAGAUUACAAUAUGGUCGCGUCUCUUCUCAUCAUUUUCACAAUUCCAUUACAAUAUGCAUGUAUGCAUGCCUGCCCUUGGCAGUCGAGCUAUAUAUAUUCUUUAAUUUGUGCUAGCUAUAGAUGCACGUUUGUAUUGUUUUUUUUUACCGUGUGAUGUAAUGCUAUAUGUGUCAGCCAAACGCGCCUGGAAUGUUGGUGCUUGAUUCAAGGCCGGUUGGAAUUUAAACUACCAUUUUUCUUUGUACUUAAUUUGUCUUUAGCGUGCAGCUAGCCGUGCAUAUGUCGGCAAAGGCUUGACUCCUUUUCACUCUACAGCUAAGCUAUCAAUGUUCAAGUGUAUACUAUAUAUGAUAUCAACAAUAUAUUGAGUAGUGAAGAUUCUAAUGUUUGUAUGCAUCAUGCAUAUUUCAAAUAA